UUCAUUUCGCGAGUGCUGCUACGGCUGGUCACACACACGUCUGAUAAUGUUGGGCAAAAUAAUCGGACCGAAAUACGUGUCUGUCGCGAAAGCAUGGGUCCCCACUCUUGCAGUCUGGGGUGGAGUUGGAGGUGUCGCUCUUGUUCACUUUACAGAUUGGCGGCUCAUCUUGGACUAUGUUCCCUACGUUAAUGGAAAGUUCAAGAAGGAUGAGUAAAGCUUCAGAAGGUCAGUCUGAUGCUUUGAAUGAAUUGGAGAUGGACGUCAUAGGGGAAGAAACCUGCAAAUGAACACUGUUAUUUAUUUUGUUGGGACAUUUAAUAAAUAUUUUGUCUUGA
Molecule: messenger RNA, 338 nt
Organism: Paramisgurnus dabryanus
Lineage: Eukaryota; Metazoa; Chordata; Actinopteri; Cypriniformes; Cobitidae
Gene: uqcr11
Product: ubiquinol-cytochrome c reductase, complex III subunit XI
Biological process (GO): mitochondrial electron transport, ubiquinol to cytochrome c
Cellular component (GO): mitochondrial inner membrane
Source: RefSeq, a predicted model, not a curated record